Monoraphidium neglectum is the source of this 239-nucleotide messenger RNA. RefSeq lists its product as hypothetical. The annotation marks the transcript as partial. The transcript has 2 exons. The record is from RefSeq and is a predicted model, not a curated record. Lineage: Eukaryota; Viridiplantae; Chlorophyta; Chlorophyceae; Sphaeropleales; Selenastraceae.
AUGCUCUCACUGCCAAACGUCACGCCGCAGGUUCUCGCCAGCUUCCAGGACCAGCUGAUGUCGAUCGGCUCGGAAAAGGAGCAGCGCAAUGUCGUGAAGCGCCUGCUGGCCGAGUCGGGCGGCGAGGCGGCGCGCGCGGUGCUGAGCGCUGUGUCCAAGGUGCCUGUCCCGGUGGCGAACAUGCAGGAGCCGGGGCGCAUGAGCGGCGGCGGCACGGGGCGGCCAGAGGAUGAAAUUCG